This is a messenger RNA of Daktulosphaira vitifoliae (grape phylloxera), 1436 nucleotides long. RefSeq names its product N(6)-adenine-specific methyltransferase METTL4 (gene Mettl4). NCBI's taxonomy places the organism in Eukaryota, Metazoa, Arthropoda, Insecta, Hemiptera, Phylloxeridae. The record is from RefSeq and is a predicted model, not a curated record. Gene Ontology annotation, cellular component: nucleus; RNA N6-methyladenosine methyltransferase complex. Bases 222 to 1331 code for a protein of 369 amino acids. The transcript is spliced from 5 exons. Gene Ontology annotation, molecular function: nucleic acid binding; methyltransferase activity.
UUUGAGCUACAUAUUUUUGUGCUUAAUUAAGAUUAUUUUAGAUCUGUUUUAAAUAUUGUUAUGUUAUUAAUGAAUUAGCUAUUGUAAAUCAUAUUAAUUUUAAUUUAUUUAUUAUAGUUGGGUUUGAUAUAUAGUUUUUUACUUUCAAAAUAAUGAAUAUUUUUACCUAAAUAACUAGUAACAAUUUGUACUUUUAUUUCACUGUAUUUAAUUUUAAAAUAAUGAGUAUAUUAUAUAAAAAUGAUGAAGGAUGGUUUAUAUCUCAUGAACAGUUUAUUACUAAGUUGUAUAAUACCAUCUCUGAGCAGAAUAACUUGGAUUUAUUUUAUAAACAUUUCUUCCACAUUAAUCAACCAUUCAAUAGAGAUAAUCAAAAUAUAUGUAAUGAUGAUGAAAGCAAUAAUUGUUUGUUAAUAAGUAAAAAGCGGAAAAGAAAAAAAACAUUUAUAGAAGAAGAUGAGCUACAUUGUAAGAUCAGAUUAUUUAUAUCAAAAGUAAAAAACGAAACAAAAAUAUUUUCACAAAUUUCUAAUAAGAAUGAUAAUAAUUUAUGUGCUAGACUUGCAUCUAAUAAGUUUUACAACAAGACAAUAAAAAAAAAAAUAUGCUUUGGAGAAAAUAAAAAUUCUACUCUUUAUAUCUCAAAUCAAUACAUUUUCCCUCCACUUUGUAAGUUCUAUUGUGAUGAUAUUGACAAUUUGAAUAAACUAAACAAUGAAAAGUAUGAUUUAAUUUUGAUGGAUCCACCUUGGACUAAUAAGUACAUCAAAAGAAAAAAAAAAAAAAUAUAUGACGAAGGAUAUUCUAUGAUACUUGAUACUGAUCUGGAAAAAUUACCAAUUGGUCAGAUUCUUGCUCCAGAUGGACUUAUUAGUGUAUGGUGUACAAAUUCACAAAAUCAUAUAAAUUCGUUGAUAAAUAAUUUUUUUCCAGCUUGGGAUGUGUCGUAUGUUGCUACUUGGUAUUGGAUAAAAGUAACUGUUAAUGGGGAAUAUGUUUGUAAAUUUACUCAACCUCCUGGUAAACAGCCUUAUGAAAGAAUAAUAUUUGGAAGAAAACGUAAUAUUAACUCUGUUAUUAAAAACCCAGAAGAUAACAAAUUUAUAGUUAGUAUACCAAGUUCAGUACAUUCCCAUAAACCUCCUUUAACAGAUGUAUUAUCAUCUUUUCUACCCGAAACACCAAAUUGUUUAGAACUAUUUGCCAGAUACUUAUUACCCAACUGGACUAGUUUUGGACUUGAGACACUAAAAUUUCAACAUUUAUUUCUAUAUCAACAAUCAAUUUUGACUGAUGUUCAAUGUUUACAAAUCAAAGAAAAUUUAUUGUAAAAUUUUGUAUAAAUUAAUUAACAAGUGAAGAAAAAAAUUAUUUUGUAAAAUAAGUUAUAUUUUGAAAAAUAUAGAUUUAUCUAGUAGUAGCACUACGCCUUUCAA